CCACCGCGGCUUCAGCACCAGCGCACGGACAGCGGCGCCGCCCCCGGGCAUGGACGGUGGUAGUCACAGCGGCGGCGGCAGCUGUCCCGCGCCCGGCCCGGGUCCAGAAGGGGAGCAGCGGCCCGAGGGGGAGUCCUUGGCCCCAGACGGCAGCUCCCCAGACAGGUCCCAGACCAAGGUUGUGGCCCCUGAGGCUAGCCCAGAGAGAAGUUGCUCUCUCCACAGCUGCCCCCUUGAGGACCCUUCCAGCUCUUCAGGACCUCCACCAACAACCAACACCCUCCAACCUGUGGGUCCGUCCAGCCCCUUGGCCCCUGCCCAAUUCACCUAUCCCCGGGCACCACAGGAAUACCGGGGGGGCAGUUCCCUGCCAGGGCUUGGGGACCGGACAGCUCUGUGCUCCCAUGGCUCCAGCCUCAGCCCUUCCCCAGCCCCCUCACAGCGUGAUGGGGCCUGGAAGCCACCGUCUGUGCAGCACCAUGUGGUCAGCGUCAGGCAGGAUCAGACCUUUCAGAUGCCAAAGAGCUACUCCCAGCUGAUUGCUGAGUGGCCAGUGGCCAUGCUGCUGUUGUGUCUGGCUAUAGUCCUCCUCUGCACCCUGGCUGGACUGCUUGGGGGCCAGCUGCCGGAAUUCUCCAAGCCCUUGCUGGGCUUUGAGCCACGGGACACGGACAUUGGGCGCAAGCUAGUGGUCUGGAGAGCACUACAGGCCCUUACAGGCACCAAGAAACUACUGUCUCUUUCCCCAGACCUUGAGCUGAACAGUUCAAACUCCCAUACCACUCUGAGCCCCUCAUCCUGGGGCAGUGGCCAGGAGGCCCUCGUCCGGCCUCGGAGGAUGGUUGAGCCCCUGGAGGACAGAAGGCAGGACAGCUUCUUCUGUGGACCCCCUGAGAAGAGUUAUGCACAGCUCGUGUUCAUGUCCACCUCUGAGGGCAGCCUGUGGAACCUGCACGCCAUCCAUUCUAUGUGUCGCAUGGAGCAGGACCAGAUCCGCUCCCAUACUGGCUUUGAGGCCCUGUGCCAACGUACAGCAGCCAAUGAGUGCUGCCCCAGCUGGUCCCUGGGCAAUUAUGUGGCUGUGCUCUCCAACCGCUCUUCCUGCCUGGACACUACCCAGGCUGACGCGGCCCGCACGCUGGCUCUGCUGAGGAUCUGUGCCCUUUACUACCACCGUGGCGUUCUGGUGCCCUCCUGCCUGGGACCUGGGCAGGACAAGCCCCCACGCUGUGCCCAGGUUCCUACCAAAUGCUCCCAGAGUAGUGCAGUCUACCAACUCCUGCAUUUUCUGCUGGACCGGGACUUUCUGAGCCCCCAGACUGCUGACUAUCAGGUGCCCUCCCUCAAGUACAGCCUGCUUUUCCUGCCCACCCCAAAGGGCGCCUCCAUGAUGGACAUCUACCUGGAUCGCCUCGCCACCCCCUGGGGGCUCUCAGACAACUACACCUCCAUCACCGGCAUGGACCUGGGCCUGAAGCAGGAGCUACUGAAGCACUACUUGGCCCAGGACACAGUGUACCCUAUUUUGGCCCUGGCUGCCAUCUUCCUCAGCAUUGCCCUCUAUCUGCGCUCGCUCUUCCUCACGCUCAUGGUGCUGCUGGGGGUGUUGGGCUCCCUGCUAGUAGCGUUCUUUCUUUAUCGCGUGGCCUUCCGAAUGGCCUACUUCCCCUUUGUCAACCUGGCGGCCUUGGUUCUGCUCAGCAGUGUCUGUGCCAACCACACGCUCAUCUUCUUCGACCUGUGGCGCCUCAGCAAGAGCCAGCUGCCCUCUGGGGGGCUGGCACAGCGUGUGGGCCGCACCAUGCAUCAUUUCGGUUACCUGCUGCUGGUCUCGGGCCUCACCACCGGUGCGGCCUUCUAUGCCAGCUAUUUGAGCCGCCUCCCGGCAGUGCGCUGCUUCGCCCUCUACAUGGGCACAGCCGUGCUAGCGCACCUGGUGCUCACUCUCGCCUGGCUGCCCUCUUCCGCUGUGCUCCACGAGCGCUACCUGGUGCGCGGCUGUGCGCCCAGAGCGCAGGGCCCAUGGGGUGGCAGCGCGCCCCGGCGGCUGGCGCUGGCUCUGCACCGGCGGCUCAGCGGCCUUCGGAGGGCGGCCGCCGGAACCUCGCGCCUGCUUUUCCAGCGCUUGUUGCCCUGCGGCGUCAUCAAGUUCCGCUACAUCUGGAUCUGUUGGUUCGCGGCGCUGGCAGCAGGGGGCGCCUAUAUCGCUGGCGUCAGCCCCCGUCUGCGGUUGCCCACCCUACCGCCGCCCCGCGGCCAGGUCUUCCGGCCAAGCCACCCCUUUGAGCGCUUCGAUGCAGAGUACCGCCAGCAGUUUCUGUUCGAGCGGCUGCCUCAGGGCGAGGGCGGCUAUAUGCCCGUGGUUUUGGUGUGGGGCUUCCUUCCGCUAGACACCGGUGACCCCCUGGACCCUCGCAGCAAUAGCUCACUGGUGCAUGACCCUGACUUCUCUGCCAGCAACCCCGAGGCCCAGCGCUGGCUGCUGGCACUCUGCCACCGGGCCAGGAAUCAGAGUUUCUUUGGCGCCCAGCCAGAGGGCUCUCCCACGCUGUGCUUCCUAGAGGCCCUCCAGGGCUGGAUGGAAAGCUCCCACUGUGCCCGCCUGGGGCCUAGCCUUUGUUGUGGUCACUCAGGCUUCCCUUGGGCUCCCCAACUCUUCCUGCACUGCCUCAAGAUGAUGGCUCUGGAGCAGGGCCCCGAUGGCACCCAUGACCUGGGCCCCCGUUUCGAUGCCCACGGCAACCUGGCUGCCCUGGUCCUGCAGUUCCAGACCAACUUCCAGUAUACUUCAGACUACAACCAGGCCCACCGCUUCUACACUGAGGUCAGCCACUGGCUGGUGACAGAGCUGGGCAUGGCGCCGACUGGUCUUCGCCGGGGCUGGUUCACCAGUCGUCUGGAGCUGUAUAGUCUACAACACAGUCUGAGCACAGAGCCUGCCGUGGUGCUGGGCCUGGCACUAGCGCUGGCCUUUGCCACACUGCUGCUGGGGACCUGGAAUGUUCCACUCAGCCUGUUCUCCGUAGCCGCUGUGGCAGGCACGGUACUGCUCACUGUGGGACUCUUGGUUCUACUCGAGUGGCAGCUCAACACUGCUGAAGCCCUCUUUCUCUCUGCUUCUGUGGGACUCUCGGUAGACUUUACUGUCAACUACUGCAUCUCCUAUCACCUGUGCCCACACCCUGACCGCCUGAGCCGCGUGGCCUUCUCGCUGCGCCAGACUAGCUGUGCAACAGCGGUGGGGGCUGCAGCCCUGUUUGCAGCUGGUGUGCUCAUGCUGCCUGCCACAGUGCUGCUCUACCGCAAGCUGGGCAUCGUCCUCAUGAUGGUCAAGUGUGUCAGCUGUGGCUUUGCCAGCUUCUUCUUCCAAUCUCUGUGCUGUUUCUUCGGUCCAGAGAAGAACUGCGGGCAGAUUCUCUGGCCCUGUGCCCACCUGCCAUGGGAUGCUGGUACUGGAGAGCCAAGUAGGGAAAAGACAGGCCACUCCCGACCAGGGCCAGUGGGCGGAGCCCCUGGGCCCUGCUCGGAGCAAUAUGAGCUCCAGCCCCUGGCCCGGCGCCGGAGCCCCAGCUUUGACACGAGCACAGCCACCAGCAAGUUAUCCCACCGGCCCUCGGUCCUCUCUGAGGAUCUGCAACUACAUGAUGGCCCCUGCUGCUCGCGGCCCCCACCAGCACCUGCCUCCCUGAGGGAGCUGCUCCUGGACCACCAGGCAGUCUUCAGCCAGUGCCCAGCCCUGCAGACCUCCUCCCCCUAUAAGCAAGCUGCCACGAGUCCUAAAACCCGAAUCAGGCAAAACUCCCAAGGGCAGAAGGCUGAGCCCCUGCAGACCUCACCUGAAGCCCCAGUCGCCUCCCUGAAGCCCAAGGCUACAGAGCCUUCAGAUUGCCUCUGCUCCUCAGCCAGCACCCUGGAGGGACUCAGUGUCUCUGAUGAGACCUGCCUAAGCACCUCUGAGCCAAGUGCCCGUGUUCCUGAUUCAGUGGGUGCCUCCCCAGAGGACCUGGAUGAAACUGGGCAGUCAGUAUCUGUGCGGGGCCAACUAAAUGGGAAGAGGGACACGCUGUGGCUGGCGCUCAGGGAGACCGUGUACGACCCAUCACUGCCUGCCUCCCACCAAAGCAGCUCAUCCUGGAAGGGCCGUGGGGGGCCAGGACCAGGGCCUGGGGACAGCAGCCCUGUGGUGUUGCCCAACAGCCAGCCAGAUCUGCCAGACGUUUGGCUGCGCAGGCCUAGCACUCACACCUCAGGCUAUAGCAGCUGA
This is a messenger RNA of Chrysochloris asiatica (Cape golden mole), 4264 nucleotides long. RefSeq names its product dispatched homolog 2 (Drosophila) (gene DISP2). Lineage: Eukaryota; Metazoa; Chordata; Mammalia; Afrosoricida; Chrysochloridae. Bases 50 to 4264 code for a protein of 1404 amino acids. The record is from RefSeq and is a predicted model, not a curated record. The transcript has 8 exons.